Trachymyrmex septentrionalis is the source of this 1213-nucleotide messenger RNA. Its product is annotated as major royal jelly protein 3-like. Gene Ontology annotation, cellular component: extracellular region. The transcript is spliced from 6 exons. The record is from RefSeq and is a predicted model, not a curated record. NCBI's taxonomy places the organism in Eukaryota, Metazoa, Arthropoda, Insecta, Hymenoptera, Formicidae. The coding region runs from base 1 to 1185 and encodes 394 amino acids.
AUGAAAUAUCUUUUGUGUAUCUUGCUGAUUAUGUGGAUAGCAACUGUGACUUUUGGAAUUAAAGUGAAUUAUAUAUAUGAAUGGAAAUAUGUGGACUUUAUAUGGGAAAGUAAUGAGCAGAAGAAAGACGCGAUAAAUUCUGGCACUUACAAUCGUUCUGCGUGUACAUUAUUUGAUGUAGACAAAGCUAAAGAUGGUAGAAUAUUCGUUACUGCUACGAGAGAACUGGGUCCUGGUUCACCUGCAAGUUUGGCGACAGUAACUAAUGAAACAGGACCAGGAGGGCCACUUUUGCGACCAUAUCCAAAUUGGAGUUGGCAUAAUAGUAAUUGUACGUGCGAUAAUAUUGUAAGUGUGGUACGAGUAAACAUUCGAUGCAAUCACAUCUUCGCUCUGGAUUCCGGUAAAAUUGGGCCUGACCACAUAUGUAAUCCAAAGUUAUUGAUCUUUAAUUUAAAAGAUGAUACGCUAGUAAAAACUAUUUAUAUUCCAUUUGAUAUUGCUAGUAAUGCAACGGGUUUUGGAUCAUUAAUAACGCCUUUCGUUUAUAUUCCCAAAAAAUGCACGCAGUUCCUGCAUGAAAUGAUUGUAUUCAUGGCUGAUAUACAAGGUAAAGGUUUAGUAGUGUAUGAUUCAUCUGUAAAAAGUAUGUGCAGAGUCGAAUCCGAUUACAUGAUACCGACCGAAAAUUUGGUCUCUAUAGCAAAUCAAAAAUUUCCUUAUGAUGGCGGUAUCCUCAGUGCAGUGACUUUUUAUGAUGAACUUUAUUAUGUUACUUCGCCAGGAAUGAAAAUUUAUAAAAUAAAAAUCAAAUCAUUACUAAAAUGUCCAAAUAAAGAAGAGGCUAAUAAAAACACUAAAAUCGCAAUUAAAAUACCAAGUGAUUCAGGACAAAUCGCAUCAGCAGGACAUUCAAUAUUUUACAGUGAUACUGAUGGAAAUGCUAUUUUAGGAACGAAUGUUUUUAAAAAGCCUGACAAAAACACGGUGAUACUUGCACAAGACGAUAAAAAACUUCAAGCUAUAAGUUCGCUAAAAUCUUCAUAUUAUUGGAAUAGGUUGAUAGGUCUAUCAGAUAAAUUUCAUCGUUUCGUUCUUGGUACUGUAAACCUGAAUGAAGUAAACAUCUAUUAUUUCGAAAUGGAUUUAACAGAAAUACAGAAGAAAAUGGAUUCGAUUUCUUAAAACACGUGUAUUAGUUUCCAUAUUUUAA